UAUCCUGCCAGAGAAUAGUCCUGAAUUUGUCACUUAGCACAAGGAGAGAAUCUGCGCUGCACGGCAAAAACUGUUGAUGUUUUUACCGGGUAUACGCUGGAAACUAAAGCGUAACGUUACCCUGUUUUCUAGCGUUAUCACUUUACGCUUGAAAUCAAGCGUAACAGGUUCAUUCGGCAAGAUUUCACCUUUACCUUAUGGUCGAGUCUCUUGCAACAGAUAUACUUUGCAACUCACAUAGUUGGACUCCACACACACAAUCACAAGUUUCUCAAAUUUAAUUUGGAAUAUUUUUCUUUUCUGCAGUGAACGUGGGAAAAGCAGAGCUAUUUUUCCAUACUUCAAUUUUCAGAUUCUGUUGCAAUUAUUGCUCAUAGCAGACGUGUCGAGGUCCGGAGCAACUGCGCAUCCUGAGAGCUGAAGGACCUGGAAGGUCACUGCUUUCUCUUAGGUUGUGAAACUUGCCUUGCAAAUGACCAUCGAACGGCAAGUAUGUGUUUCAAACGUUAUCACGCAGUAUUGGCAAUGCUGUGAACGGAAUUGCAGGUACUGCAGCCCCGUCCAAGUCUUCGGUUGUCUCCGUAGAGCAGUUGCUGCAGGAUUGGAGCGACGACGACGGCGAGCAAGAGGCAGCCAACAGUCUCCCUGGUGGAAGGCGGGUCGUCGGCUGGUGCACCUACAUCGGUUGCUCCGAGGGGUUCGCGUGCUGGGAGGACUACGUGGAGCACUACACGAGCCGCCACGCUACGACGCCGGGAAGCCGUUGCCCGCUGUGCCUGCAGCCCACCCAUCAGGAAUCGUCACAACGACGCCACAGCUGGGGCUGCAGUAACUGCGCUGCGACGUUCCUGGACUUCCUGGCACUUAAGUCCCACUGGACCCAAUUCCACGGCUGCAAUCUGCGCUUCAAGCGUUGCCUGCCGGGAAGGCGCCUGGUAGCCGAUCAAGAUACCGAGUGAGCUCGCGCUGUCGUCGACCAGUGCGGUCAGCGCAGAACGUGCUACAAAUGCUAUGCGUCUCUCUAGGACAAUUCUGCCAAGUCGGUCUGUUUAUCAGUUCUGCUCCUACGCUCGACGUCUUCCGAAAUUUCUUUUGAGAAUUUAAUUUUGUCUCAUCCAAAUGAUGUUUUUGGUGCUCAUGUAUCCAUUGUUACUUCAGGACUUGUUUGUGCCUGGAUUACAUGGGGCCCCCGUCUUUUCGUGUUUAUUCGUGUAAGGUGAAAUUUCACGUUACACGGUGAAAGGAAAGUGGCUUCCAUGCAAAUGCGGAACAUGCGAAUGGUACGAGCGAGUCGUCCAAGUAACAAAGAAUAAACGUGUAUACUAAAAUCACUUCAUCUUAACAAAAAUUGUGAAUUUUUCAAAACUACUUGAGAAAUCGAAACAGUUGUGACUUGGUCACUUUUAUGAGUUUUGUGGGAUAGAAGUAACAUAAAAGUACUUGAGAAAUUAAUACAACUCAGUGGGUGGUUUUGGUCAAUUUGAUAUAAGUAUUGUGGGAUAUGGUGUUAAAAGUAACGUAAUUAAAUAAACAUUAUAUAUCAAACUUUAUUCGUAAUAACUUUGUAUUCCUGAGUAACCAAGAACUUAUGAAGCAAGUCAGUAAAAAAGGUUGAGAAACAAACCAAUUAAAACGCACUUUCGAGUA
Messenger RNA from Thrips palmi, 1647 nucleotides. RefSeq lists its product as uncharacterized. The transcript is spliced from 3 exons. The record is from RefSeq and is a predicted model, not a curated record. NCBI's taxonomy places the organism in Eukaryota, Metazoa, Arthropoda, Insecta, Thysanoptera, Thripidae. Bases 473 to 832 code for a protein of 119 amino acids.